Messenger RNA from Carica papaya (papaya), 1144 nucleotides. NCBI's taxonomy places the organism in Eukaryota, Viridiplantae, Streptophyta, Magnoliopsida, Brassicales, Caricaceae. The record is from RefSeq and is a predicted model, not a curated record.
UUGGUGAUGGAAUCUGCACAAGAAAACAGAAAUAGUAAGGGUUUGAGCACACAAAAAGUUGCCAGUUUGGGUGAAAAUGAUCAAUCAAACCCAGAAAAGUUAAGCUCAUCCUCAUCAUCUUCUUCCUUUAAAGAUCCAUUUGAAUUCGACGUAGAAACGAGUAAGUCUAUAGCAGGCACAACAAACCAUGACAAAGAUAACAGUGAAGAUGACAUUCCCGUCAGCUCUAUGCCGAGGAAUGGACAGUCUUCUGAUGGAGAAUCAGGGGCCCCAUCAUCAGCACCAUCAGCACAAGUAAUGGAGCGAACCAAUGACUGUGCUACACCUGAUGCAUACCGGAUACCGGACUAUGUUUUUGCUAGAACUAAAUCUACAGCACCAAUGGAAUGGAGUACUGCUUCCAAUGAAUCCUUGUUCAGCAUUCAUAUGGGGAAUAUGAGUUUCACCAGAGAUCAUACUUUGUGGAUGAAGUCUGGAGAGCUUGGAAUGCCUGGUGAUAUUCAGUUCCCUGAACCACCUACUGAAUUAUCAAAUAAUCCACCCCCUCCGGAGAAUAAACCAGUUGCCAUUGAUGCGGGUGAAAGAAGUCCAACAUUGAAUAAUGGAGGGUUUGGCAUAACCGAAGCAGAAGCCGCUGAAACAAUGAGGGAGGUUAUAAGGGAAAAUGAAGAAGAUUGUAGUAACGAAGGAAAAGUAAUUGCUGCUAAGGAAUCACACAAUUCUCCAAGACUCUCACACCGUUCCGAUGGGAGUGUUAGUGUUAGAUCUUUUGCAUUUCCAGUAUUGACAUCGGAUAAUUUGGAUAAAAGUGGCACACUUAGGGGAGGGGGAGGUGGAGAUAAGCAAAAGAAGGCUGCACAACAGGCUACACAGCCUCAACUGGACUCCGAAUCCCACAAAUUACAGACGCAGAGUACUAAACAAAAUGCUAAUACACAGCAGAAUAAGUGGCUAUCCUGCUUCCCUUGUUGUCCAUCUCGCUCUUGACUAGAUAUGAUGCAGCUAACCAUUGCAUUUGCAGUUUUCCAUGUGUAGUUUCUUCACUUACUGCCUCUGCAAUAGCUAAUUGUCUCCCAUGUUAGUGGACUGUAUCAACAUUCUCAAAUUUGUGAUUUGAAUUGUCUGUGAGGUUGGUCAGUCAGUC